GACUGGAUAUUUUGGUUGGUGGACUAUUCUCAGUCCAACAGUGACACGGAGUACUCCGUAGCACACUAAUAUACACAAAUAGUGGGGCAGUCUGCAGAUGAGGAAGGGACCAGAGCGGAGGAAGGGUUGGGCAAUAAACAGCCGAGGGAACUUCUCAGUCCUUAUCAUUCAGCACAGUCUGCCCUGGAGUCAUGCAGCUCUUUCUGUUUCUCCUGCUGAGCUUCGGAGGAGCCCUCAGCCUCAAAAUCUGCUCCUUCAACAUACGAUCCUUUGGAGAAAACAAACUCUCCAAACCAGAAGUGCUGAACGUAAUACUGGAGAGUAUUGUUCGAUGUGACCUCAUGCUUGUCAUGGAAAUCAAGGACGCAAAGGGUGAGGCCUUCCCUCAGCUGAUGACUCACCUGAACAGGAGGUACAAAGGCAGGAAGCCGGAGUAUGGCUUUGUGAUCAGUCAGAGACUUGGCCGAAAGUCCUACAAGGAGCAGUAUGCCUUUAUCUACAGGCAGCGGUCAGUAUCCGUGAAGUCUGUUUAUCAGUAUCCCGACAUGCAGACUGAAGACGUUGACGCGUUCGCUCGGGAACCUUUCGUUGUGUGGUUUUCAUCACCAACAACAGAAGUCAAAGAGUUUGUUAUCAUCCCCAUUCAUACAACUCCAGAAGCAGCGGUUAAAGAAAUAGACGAGCUGUACGAUGUCUUCCAAAACGUCUCACAGCACUGGCAGUCAGAGAACUUCAUCAUCAUGGGAGAUUUCAAUGCCGCCUGCGGCUACGUCCCCAAGAGAGAGUGGCGUAACAUUCGUCUGCGCUCUGAUACGAAGUUCCUGUGGCUGACGGACGAUAAACUGGACACUUCAGUGAAACAGUCCACGAGCUGCGCUUACGAUAGGGUGGUCCUCCGUGGAGAGAAGAUGAUCCAGGCCGUUAAAGUGGAUUCAGUGGACGUUUAUGACUUUAAACAGGCGUUUGGGCUCACAGAGCAGGAGGCCCUGGCUGUGAGUGACCAUUUCCCUCUUUGCUUCUCUGUGAAUGCGGCCAGGAGACGUGGCUGAGAGAUUUUUGCUGGUUUCAUGUUUAAUGCUAAAGUAAACUGGGUAACACUUUAUUUGGAGUGGACCUUUGUAGAUGAUUAAUAAACUCUUAACAGAUUAUCAGUAACACGUCAACAACAUAUCAGUGAAGUAGCUGUAGUGAAGCAAUCUAGUGAAUACACUGAAGUAAAUAUCUUGUAGA
Messenger RNA from Colossoma macropomum (tambaqui), 1230 nucleotides. RefSeq names its product deoxyribonuclease gamma-like. Gene Ontology annotation, biological process: DNA catabolic process. The coding region runs from base 192 to 1049 and encodes 285 amino acids. Lineage: Eukaryota; Metazoa; Chordata; Actinopteri; Characiformes; Serrasalmidae. The record is from RefSeq and is a predicted model, not a curated record. The transcript has 9 exons. Gene Ontology annotation, molecular function: DNA nuclease activity. Gene Ontology annotation, cellular component: nucleus.